CACCACAAAUAAAAUAAGUCCUAACCAUAUCAAAUCAUGAGAGACUGUUCCUAUGUUCUGCAGCAAUCCAUGGCUUCACUUCUAUCAGCCCUUCUUUUCCCAUCUUCUUCUUCUUCUUCCUCCCUUCUCCAACACAUUCCCAGAACCACUUCCAAGCUCCAAAUCGUUUCCAGCCAUGGCAGCAAUGUCGAGCUAAUUGCAGAUCCAGCCGCUCCUUCUGCUCAAAGGGUAAGUUUCGGCUUCCGAAAUGUGGCCGAUACUUUUUGGGUGAAUGUGCAGAGGGCUGAGGGGAGGCCAUUGAGUAUUGGGCUUAAUUCGCCCUUGCAUUUUGGCAACUCCAAGCUCGAAACUGUGGAGAAUGUUGCGAUCAGAGUUGAGCUGAGUAAUGGGUGUGUUGGUUGGGGGGAAGUUCAGGUGCUUCCUUUUGUUACUGAUGUUAGUCUUGAAAUGGCUCUUGCGAAGGCUGAGGAGGUUUGCAACUACCUCCGCCUGACUCCUCCGGCGACUCUGACUUCGGUGUUCGAUGAUAUUACUGGGAUUCUUUCGCCUCGGGAGUUUGCUCCGAUCAGGGCUGGGGUAGAGAUGGCAUUGAUUGAUGCAGUUGCAAAUAGCAUCAAUGUUCCACUCUGGAGAUUAUUUGGUGGUGUGACAAGUACAUUAACGACUGCAAUAACAGUCCCAAUUAUUUCCCCGGAGGAGGCCUCAAUCUUGGCUUCAAAGUAUUACAAUCAAGGAUUUAAGACUCUUAAGCUUGUUGUUGGGAAAAACUUUGCUGCAGAAAUUGCAGCUAUCGAGGCCAUUCAUGCAGCACAACCCUGCUGCUCAUUCAUGUUUGAUGCAAAUGAAGGAUACACAACCGACGAAGCAAUUAAAUUUCUUGAGAAAUUGAAGGAUAUGGGGGUAGUGCCUCUUGUUUUUGAGCAACCUGUAGACCGAGAUGACUGGAAAGGUCUUCAUGAAGUCAGUAAUGUGGCUAGAAUGUAUGGGAUACCUGUUGCAGUGGAUGAAAGCUGUCGGAGCUUGACCGAUGUUCAGAAGAUAAUCGAUGAAAAUCUUGUGGAUGCUAUAAACAUUAAGUUGCCCAAGUUUGGAGUCCUUGGAGUUCUAGAAAUAAUAAAACUGGCAAGAAAAUCAGGCUUGAUUCUUAUGGUUGACAGCAUGGCCGAGACGAGACUCGCAACCGGCUUUGCAGGGCAUUUGGCUGCUGGAGUUGGUUGCUUCAAGUACAUUGUUCUUGAUACACCAUUUUUAUUAGCAGAAGAUCAUGUUGUUGGAGGCUAUGAAGCUUCUGGUGCUGUUUACAAGUUUAAUAAUGCUAGAGGCCAAGGAGGCUUCUUGAAUUGGAAUCUUCUUCCUGAUGCUGGUGGGUUACCUUGAAAUGUGCAAUUUUGGCAACCCUUGUGGUUUUCUGUAGAAAAUAAAUACUCCAAUUCUCCAAACAAUUGAUGAUGCAAUGCCACUCACCAAAUUGCUAAGCCUUGAAGGAGUAGAGGACAAACUCUGUUGGAACUAUGAACAAAACAUUUUUAAGCCAUCAAUUCCAAGGCCAUGGAAAUUGGAGAAAAUAUUAGAAACUUUGUGAUGUACAUUAAAAUGUUAGAUAUGAAUCAAAUAAUUCCUUCAUUUACUUGGAAAAUUCAAUUGUUAUAUUUUAAAUUAAUUUAGCUACGGUUGGUUAAGAAAUCA
Molecule: messenger RNA, 1686 nt
Organism: Benincasa hispida (wax gourd)
Lineage: Eukaryota; Viridiplantae; Streptophyta; Magnoliopsida; Cucurbitales; Cucurbitaceae
Product: L-Ala-D/L-amino acid epimerase-like
Source: RefSeq, a predicted model, not a curated record